Sabethes cyaneus is the source of this 12381-nucleotide messenger RNA. RefSeq names its product DNA-dependent protein kinase catalytic subunit-like. Gene Ontology annotation, cellular component: nucleus. NCBI's taxonomy places the organism in Eukaryota, Metazoa, Arthropoda, Insecta, Diptera, Culicidae. Gene Ontology annotation, molecular function: DNA-dependent protein kinase activity; protein binding. The record is from RefSeq and is a predicted model, not a curated record. The coding region runs from base 73 to 12144 and encodes 4023 amino acids. Gene Ontology annotation, biological process: intrinsic apoptotic signaling pathway in response to DNA damage; double-strand break repair via nonhomologous end joining; telomere maintenance. The transcript has 8 exons.
GGUUUGGCAAAGCACUUUCAUGUAAAGAUAAAUAAUUAGUUUCUUCACCACAGUGCAUAUAUUUACAUCGGUAUGUCGGCUGAUUUAGAAAAAUAUCUUGUGCUACUGAAGAACUGUCUGAAUACACAGCAUAGUGCUAAGGCAAAGGAUUUUGUCGUUAUCAUAGCGGAUUUAGUUGCUGGUGGUGAAUCACACACCGCUGCUGAGGCCGAGUAUUCGUGUGAUACAAUCUUCAAUUCUACGAGUGGUGUAAUUUUUUUUCUUCAGUGCUCUAUAAAAGCUUCUGGCCGAUUCCAAAAAGCAAAUGAGGAAAUUUUCGACAUCUUUCGCAAGCUUAUACAGAAGCAUAAUCAGCUAGUCUGCAAAUAUGUUCCGGAAAUCGUUCGAGAAUCUGUAUGUUUCAUACAACCUUCGUCGGUUAGCGCGAGAGAGCGCGAAUUGGCAACUGCCGUUCUGCAAGAUUUACUAACGUACAAAUGCAUAAACAAAGACAAUUGCGACAUAGGUCAACUAUUGGCUGAUCUGUUGGCCAUUUUCGAUCAACGGAAGCUGACCAAUCGCUUUCAGCAAAGCUUGCUAGAGCUAAUCGGUUUGCUAACGAAAGACUACCCCGACUGUGUAUCUGAGGAACAACAGCGAACGAUUUUAAACAUCAUAAUGGCUGUGCUCGAGAAACAGCUGGUGGAAGAGAGCUAUCCAUCGUUGAUUUCAAUUGCUGGUGCUCUGCAUGGGUUGAAUCACUAUUUGAUUUUUUUCGCUCCCGUAGAAUGCAACUACGACGACGAUUCCAACGUGUAUCGACGCAUUUAUGUGCUGGUGAAGAAGCUGUCCGAUUGGGAUGAUGCCGUUAGAGAGCGACAAGCUUUCAGAAAUGCUUUGCGAAUAAUAGAAAACCAUGGUUUCCUGUUUUCAUAUUAUCUUUACAAUGACUAUCAGUAUUGGCAAAAAAUUCUGACCACUAAAUGGAUUCGAUCAACUAUCGAAGAUCGCAAAGUGGGCAUAUACGCUCUCUAUUCGUUUCAUUACCAAGUUUCGCAAGAAUUAUUACGUCGAGAUAAAUUAAGUGUCGACGGGAGCAGCUCAACCAGUUUGCCUGAUAAUCGGGAGGCACGCAUUGCUGUGUUAAAUCAUUUUAUGAAAUACUUCAAAAGUGUACUUGUUGCCGCGGACUCGAAGCCCUUCGAGGUACGCAUUGCGAUACGGGGAUUCGGUGCGAUGGCUGAACCAUGCGGUAAAAUGAUGUCGGAUGAGUACAUGAACGAGUUGCUGCUGCUGGUGAUGCAAAGAACCGAGUCAGCGUAUAUGGCAGAUGACAAAUCAAGAGAUUCGUUAGAGCAUUUACCCGAUUUUGUCCAGGCACUAUCCGACAUAAUGGGCCAUGUAAGCGAGCUGUCAGGUGUUCAGUUGGCUUCGUUGCAGAAUAUUGUUAUUGGUUUGAUUAAAGAUUUCCAUUUUUUGAGCACGUCGCAUCAUGAGCUUAUUGUUAGUUCUUUAAUGAAAACAUUCGAUAAUUUGAGUAAACUAGGAGGUAUGGUUUUGGAGAGUUUGCUCGAUAAAGUUGUCAUGAGAGGCAUAAUUUGGAGUUGUUCUCAUAUGCUGGUGGUUGAUGCCGAUCAGAACAGAGCAACAGAAGAAAAGUCCGACUGGAAAGAUUAUGUCACCUAUAAGCAUUACGUUCCCCUCUGGAAGGGAUUAUUAUCGCAAGGCGCCAAUCGGUUGCUGGAUAGAAGAGAACUUGUUAAAAUUGUCCAUACGCACGUGAUUAAGAAAUUGUUUGCUAUUCUGGACAAACUGGAUUUGAGCACUAGAAAGCGUACUGUAAAGGAUGAAACCGGCGAAAUGCAGGAGCUGUUUUUCUGUGAUCCUAAUAUUGAUCUAGUCCCUGUGAAACCUAAGGAUUUUCAUAUAUUCUUUAAUUUAGUGGACUUGUAUCAGGAUUUAUUACGUUAUAAUACGAAUGUUAACGAGUACUUCGAAGAGUGGAUACCGAUUUAUUUCGACUAUAUGGUGAAAAAGUCAGUUAAGCAUCCCUUGGUUAGUGGUUUUGUAAAGCUGAUAGAUUUGGGACUGUUGAUAGCAGACGGUUUGGAGCACUUUAAGGUUAAUCGUUCGUCCGGCAAAGCCGCUACAACCAACCUGUUAGUGUGCUACAUGGAACUGCAAAUCGCCAAGGCUCGUCAUUCUACCGGGGAACUACAGCUGACUUGCUUGCGGUUUGUUCUGGGUGCGCCAAUUACGCUCCUGGAAUGUUUUCUCGACGAUACCAGCGAACUGAUUGAGGUCCUGCAAAUCGCGUUCAAGCUUGGUAAGGGCAUGCUCGCUUUGGCUAAUGCUGCCCUGAGCUGCACGAAACGCGUUGUCGCACAUGAUUCUCCCAUUUCGAAGGCUGGUCGUGAAAAGGUUCUCACACGCAUUCUGCCCCUACUGGAUAGCUAUCUGCAAACUCGUGACGCUAUUCAGGACGCGGGAAUCGUCAACAGUCGGCUGGCUAAAUUUCAAAAGAAGCGCAGUGUAAAUUUAACUCGGAGUAAAAUCGAAAAAAUCAAAUUACAACAUGCGUUGAAUAGUUCCGAAACCGAGUUGGUCAAAUUUCAGCGUCGUGUUUUGCUAUUUCUUGGCGAGCUGGAACCCAACUUGUGCACGAAAAUGAUACUGCAAGAUGUGGAAACUGAGGGUGGUUGUAAGGAGGAAACCGACAGACCGUUGGUACUGUGGGACUUGGACUCGAAUUGUAACAUAUCGUUGCAGUUGCUAAGCAGAGUGGGCGUUCGGCCAAUCAUCAAGCUGGAUACGAUAAUUGCGCGAGUCUGCACGCUUGCCGUGAGUUCAAGCGAUCGGAAAACCAAAAUGGCAGCUUGUGAGUUGCUUCAUGCUUUGAUUUUGUACGUUAUUGGUAUCCAGCACCAGGAUAGGAUGAUUAAGCUUUGGACCGAGCUGUGCUCCCACAUGUUACAGCUUGGUACCGAUUCGGACCUACCCGUGUGUCAAAUGUUCGAACCAUUGAUAUUUCAGGUCAUACAUUACCUAACGCAGCCGUCCAAAAUCAAUCUGAAGGGAACGGAAGUGUUGGCUAACCGACUAAUGGAAUCAAUAUCGCACCCAACGGAUACGAGCGUGCGCGAUCUGGCAGCUCGCUGUAUUCGCGAAUUUCUUGUUUGGAGCAUCAAACAGACUCCAGCCGGCCAGCAGAGUAGCGUUUCUUCAUCGGCUGCCAUUAACUUGAAAGUAAUCCUAGAGAAGCUGAGAACCUUCAGCUUGGAUUCGAAUCCGAAUCGUAGGCAGGGAGCAGCCCUUGCGUUUAAUAAUAUUUAUCGUGUCCUACGUGAAGAGGAAAGUCACAUAGAUCGGAGCUGGUUCGAGUUGUUUUACGUGUUUUGUGUUAAUUUCAUGAUUACUGAAGAUUUCGAUAGUUCAACGACCAACUUGGAGCAGGUAUCAGCCACCAUCGAUCAUCUGGUGCGGGUGCUUAUCGUGAGAAAGGAUAUUUUCAACCGAUCGAGCGACACAAGGGUGAUUCCUAACACAUUUCGUGGUGGUUUACUGAAGGACUUGGUUGUGUGGUUGCUAGGACAGUGUAGUUCUCGCGAGAUGAACUACCGACAUAAGUGUAUGGAGGUGUUUCUGAAGCUAGCGCCGGCUGUAGAAGGGUGCCAGUCGGGUGCAGAUUUCAUCGGAAAGUUUAUCAGUGACGCAGCCGUUUUGGAUAUAUGUGAUCACGUGGGUGUGAUACAUGGCAUUCGAGCGGCUCCCAACUUAGAAUUUAGCGCUGCGGGGCAUCUACCUUUGAGUGCGAAUAUCUACCUUUGGUUGGAAUAUUUAGGAUCAACACUGGAUAUGUACUAUUGGGUGUUGAAGAAUUCUUUGCUGCAAAAUUCGGAGCUAUUCUUGGCAAGGUCUAACCUUUUUGUUACGGUGAAGUUCUUUUUGGUGACUGUAAUGAAAGCAUCGAUGUGGGACCUGAUGACGAUGCUUCGUCCGGGUAUUAAAGACGAUAGUAGUGUGAGCAUCGAGUUUCGCGUUAGUGCCGAUAAAAUUGUUAGAUAUAGUGUGCAAAAGUGCACUAUAACGGUUAGGAUUGUCGAUCUACUAAGCCUGGCGCUCCCCCAGAGGUACUGUCGAAGCAUUCCGACAACAUUUUGGGAAUCGGAGGAAGUGGUGAAGUUUGUGGCAGAUUUAGUGUUUGCGCCUCAGAAGCUAGGGUUUGAUUUCGAAUCGUGUCAGGAAACGAUCGUAAAGUUGCCCAAGAAAGUCGAGGAACUACUGCGCAGGCUGGAGCAGUUUGAGCAUGUGCAGUUCAUGGAAAGGUUCCAUCAGAGAGUGUCGAAAAAGUUUAUUCCCACAAUAAGGGAUAUUUCCGAUCGUUUGAGUGAUCUGAUGAAGGCGGACACUAUCGGACUGGAAGACAAUAAUUUAGUCAAGGGUCUUUUAUUGAUCGCAAAGCGUUACUGCUGGCAUAAGGAACAUUUCAAUAAAACACACACUAUGUACUUGGAUUUGAUGCCGGAACAAAUACUACACACUAUUUUUGCUGGGCUAAAAGAAGACCAUUUUGAUUUCCUUGUUCAGGCAAGGCUAACUCCGUCGGUAAAAAGGUUUUGCACAAAUUUAUUACGUAUCGUGUUCAAUUUAAAAUCAGCUAAAUUGAUGGAUUUGCUCGUAUCAUUGAUGUCCACCGACAACUAUAUGCGUUUAUUCGCAGAGAACAAAGAAUCUACAAUCCAGCAUGGCGAGUACUUCGGAAAUCUUUUUGGAGAGGUUAUUUAUGAUUUUAUUGUGCAGCAACUGCCCGAGAGCUUGGAAAGAUUAUGGCAAAUUUUGAGUCAGGAGAACUGUUCAACCGUGCUUCGAUUGUUAUGCAAUUUUCUCGAACAUGUUUAUCAAAAGAAGCGAUCGGAUGUCGAUAUCCUGAAGGUAGUGACCGAACAAAUUUUAGCUGCUUGGGAAGUAAUUAAUACGAAAGCUUUCCUUGAGGAAAAAAAGUUUGCUUCUACCGAUUUACGACUAAUUGAGUUGAUGUCGAACGUGGCCAUGGCCAGUCCAAUUCCUCUCAGUCAAAUUGCACGUAAAGCUGCUGGGCUUCAGCAAUGGCUGCUAGCUUUAAUAGAGAAUCCGCAGCACAGCUUAGAUUUGAAGUCAAAAGCCUUAUUUCUGAUUCCAACCAUCGUCGGCGAAUCGGAUUUUGACUCCCCAACGGUUCUGGACGCCCUGCAGAAGUUACAGGACGCACAUUUCCCUUUGCGUUCGACGGAAUUCGCCUCGGGGAGCGUUGAAAGGAUUAGUUUCGAAAGCUGCAUCGUUGCGCUGUUGGAUGCGAUGGUGGUAUCAAAAUCACCGGUUCUUUUGAAGGCUGUCAUCAACGCUACAGCCGCGGAUCCGGAACAUGUAGCCGAACACAAAAUCCGACCGGCAAUUGAAGAAUAUAUAAAAAUCCAAAAUAGUCAUCAACAGUGUUACAACUUAAAGCAAAUUUUGGCUAAGUUUUGUGAUGAAUCGCUCGAUCCAAGCAUUCGAAUUACGGUUUUCAGACGAUUCUUGGUAACCGCAGUACGGGCUAGCACCGUUGAAACCAUAUUGGCUUUCUACAAACUGAAUAUCAAAAAGAUUUACGAAAUGAUUCGCAGCAACUACGGACAGGUCGGUUCCGGAUGGGAAGCUGAACAAGCGCUGGUUAAUCGGUUCGGUGGUUUUCUACUGAUCGAACUGUACGUCGCUGUACUGCCUCGCGACUUGAUAAUGAACGAUGAAGGCACGGUAGCCAAAUAUUUAUACGCAGAAAGCGAAAAAACCCCGGGAAAAAAACUCAUCACCGAUCUCACGAAAAAAGCGUACGAUGCGCGCUCGGAUGUUUUCCUAACACCGGACUCACCGUCUGCCGAACUCUUUCGAAAGUACCAAUGCGCUGCCUAUCGAGCGCUAGCCGCCAUCAUCAGCAACACGAAGGACGACCUACAACUGUACAACGUUCUGCUGUUCCGUGAAACCCACGAAAAGAAUGAGUUCAUUUGGAGAAAGCUGAUCAACUGUUCCGAUGAUAUGCUGUACAACUGCUGCAGUCAGGAACUGGAAGAUUACCCAAAAAUUAAAGACAAAAUUGUUUCGAUUCGACGGAUCACCUCUGGGGCGGAAAAACCUGUCAACCGUUUCAAGUACAUUCAAAUGACGAGUGUUUUCGAAUCCUCACUAAGUCAGGAUGUUACUAAGCUGGAUUUGAACUUUUCGGUGGUGAGAACAACGCAGGAAGCGGUUGCUCGAGAAGUCGAUGAGCUGAGCUUGUUGCAGUUGAAGAAACGGACUACCGUUUCACUUGAACAGUCGAAGAUAAAUGAUCACGAGGUAAUGGCUACGCUCUGUGCCGUUAUCCAGCACAUGCACGAGAACAAGAUCACCCCUACUGAAGGGGAACGGAUUGCACCGCCACCUUGGAUUAAGUUUCUAGCCGCCUCUUUGCGUGAUCAACAGCAACAUAGGAAUGUGAGGAUAUUCCUAGUGAAGGCUAUCGAUAACUGUCGUCAGUGGCUGAAACCGUACGCGUCCACCCUGAUACCACCGUUGAUGCAGGUGAUCGUAGACGAGUGCAUUGCUUCGCAGCUCAACACCUUUUUGACGGACUUGAUUGCGCUGAUACUAGAGUGGAGCGACGCAUAUGAACCGAGCAGCCUGGAUGAAAUCAGCCUAGCGUCGGGAUUAGUGAAAUUUCUAAUGAGAAAUUGUUUUCACAACAGGAAGGAAGUUUUUCGUUUGAAUUUGGAGUUGGUCAAGCAUCUGAUAGAACGUUGGAAGGCUGUAAUUAGUGUGCCAGUUCAGCUGCUUUAUGACAUGAUUGGUCCGACACAGGAUCCAGAAUCUAUGCAGAACCUGUGCGGUUUACAGCUGAAUGCAAUCGUUAUGGCAAACGGGCUUGUUCCGUGGACCGAAACAUCAAAGUUUGAUUUUAUAAGAGCGAUUUUUCGGUGCCUAGAUUCGGAGAAAACAGCAGUCUACCGACCGGCUUCCGAACUGUUGGGCAUGUGCUUGGCCAACCUUUACCCAGCUGGAGAACAGAGCGAGGACGAACGGUAUCAGAACGAAUUCCUGGUCAAACUGACGUCAAUGCGAAAGAAACAGGAGAAAAAGUUUACAGACAUAAUCUAUGGAAUUCACAAAGCCUUUCCAGCGAUUGUUGAUUCUUUUCUGAUCGUUGUUUCGCAUGGCAUUCCAGGCGCCGCCGGCGCUUCGAAGAAAAUUCUUCUCGAACUGUUGCUUUCCCGUGUUGAAACAUUCCGAGAACAAGUGUAUCGUGAGUUGAUCUCUCUAGAUUUAAAAAGUAUGUUGAUCGAUCGUCAGUAUCAGCUGCUGGCAUUACAUCUGAUAAAUAAGUCUCUAACACUAAUGUCAACGCAACAUGUCGAAGACAUGCUUGAUCCCGUCCUAGCGUUGAAUAGCAGCGAUCGCUCAGAAGUUCGUGACAUAGUUUACGAAGUGUUAAUUUUCAUUCACGAAAACCGCCGCCAAGAAUUGUCGCAAAAUACUGCGCAAAAGCUUAAGAAAGCCCUUCUGGUUGGAAUGAACGACGCUGACCAUGCGAUUCAGAGUCGCAUCUUCGACUUUUGGACCGACGAAUCGCGCUUCCCGGUGGAGAUAGACGCACGGUUCCUGGCGGUACUGGCCAAUCUCUAUGACCCCACACAGGAGGCCAACUACUUAGGCUAUGCAACACAAAUCCUUAUCGAUUCCGCUGUGAAAAACCCGGAAUCCAAACGGCGCAUAUUCCAACACGAAUAUGAAACGGAUGUAAAGUUACGAGAAUACUCCAUCGACACACGCUGGCGGCAGCGAAACUCCUUCGCAACGGCGCCUCUGUUUGUUGAAUCGCAACAGCGGUUCUUCACAUCGGCGGAUGGUUCGCAAAUGGAACGGCUGAUUAAGGCAACACAAUUCGGCGCCGAAGGUAACGUGUUCGAGCCGACUGUGGAUCCUUCGGUUAUGAGUCAACCAACAACGAACUUCACCAUUCCCACUCAAAACUCGCUACUUUUCGAAGUUAACGCACCGAUUUUAGAUCGCAGAUCGCGUCGGGCGGCUCCUUCGCCAGCUGCUGCAUCCACCAGCGGCAGUUCAAAAUCCUAUCACAAUCUCCGCAGGCGUAUUCUUAAGGACAAAGAACGCACAGCGCGCGAUCAAGCUCUACAAGCUAUCGAGCGUCACAGUUACGAGAUAGUCCGAAAAGUAGAGAGCCAAAAAAUGAAACAAGGCGAGGUAGUUCUGUACCGUCGCUACAGAAUUGGAGAUUUUCCCGAUCUGCUAAUCAAUAGUCUUGCACUGCUGCUACCCCUGCAAGCUCUGUGUCGACGUGAUCCGGCCCUUGCACGACAGGUAUUUGUGGCUAUCUUUUCCGGAAUUCUAGAAGAAUGGGAACAAAACGAACAUCCGCUAAACGACGCGAUACUAAUCAUUAGUCAAUCCAUCCAGAGUAUUCUUUCGGAAACUAAAAGCUGCGAUCCGAAUUUGUUCGGGGCACUGAUCGAGCUGGCGAUGAAACGUCCAAAGGUCUUCGACCUUACCGCAGAUACUGUGACUGCCGUUGCCUGCGGAGCAAACAUGAUGACCAUGGGAGUGCUGUAUUUGGAAAAUAAGCUGCACGAAUAUGACUUCCCGGAGGGAUCUAUCGUGUCCCGUUCGUCAUCCGUUUCGCUGGAGGCACUUCAUUGGAUCAAACUAGCCGAACUGUGCCAUGCGCUGAACGAAUAUGACAUCCUAGCGGAUAUUUUCUCGGACAAAAUGGAUAGUGACCCUCGCCUAAAGGAGUCCAUCGAGCUAGAAAGUAAUGGAAAUUUUUACAAAGCUCGAGAACUGUACCAUCACAUGAUACGCGACAAUCAAAAUCGUAUUGCGGAGCAGAAUUUCUGCUAUCAAUCGUACUUCAAUUGCUACGCGCAGAUGGGUAUGUGGGAGGAGUUGAUUGUCGUUUUGGAACAGCAAACAGAGGGUAACACCGAAGAACUGUGGACCGACGAAUGGAACAUGGAGAAUAUUCUGCCGAAGUACUUCCACGCCAAUACGAGGCUCAACUUGGUCGGUGAUGAGAGCGGGAAAGACUUUAUUACGCUGCUGGAGAGCUGGAUGCUCAAUCCGGAACGGGCGGAGUAUAUAAAAUUGAAUUUUGGCGAAGAGAUAACCAUGCUGCAGCUCGCCAGCCGUGAGUAUUCCCGUGCGAAAUUGUAUUCCGAUCAAGUGUUGCGUCAUUUUCUGCGAGAAUGGAGCUAUCUGGACACCCUAUCCGAUAAGCUGAGAGUUCGAAAACUGCUGGAUAUACGUAUUAUAUCGGAGAUACAUGCAUACAGUGACUUGUUAAGUAAAACUUUACAGGAAGUUAGUUUGAAAAAGCUGGUCACCAACUGGCAAAACUCAUUUCCUGCUCGUUCCGAUUCGCUAAUUGUUUGGGAUGCUCUGCUGGCUUACCGUAAAUUUGCAAGGAUUCAGUUAGAAACCCGACUGGAAUCAACGGUUGAUGAUAGUUUGCUGGAAAAUGACUUCGCAAAACAGCUGACGGGGGCGAUUUUCGAAACGGAACUUCAUUUGUUGGACGCUGCCUUUGAGCAGAAUAAUUUCCGCUUUGCCAGAAAGAUCAUAAAACGGUUGGAGAUGUUGGCGGAUGAGCAGAAUGAAACCGGAUAUCGUUGGAGGAUUGCUCAGCUUAAGAUGAGAAGAAUAUGCGAAAUGGAAUUUGGUGACGAUUUGAUGGCAACAGCGCAAAAGUUGGGGAAAAAUUGGCAGCGACUCAGAACUGUUGUUGAAGAUGAAGGCUUGUCGCAGUAUUCUGAAGUGAAGAUCGAGAGAUUGCGGGAACUGUAUUGGAUGUCGGAAACGAUGAAAAAUAUUACGCACGAGCAUUCUGAGCUAGAUGUUAAUUGUAUCAGAAGAUCGUUGCCCUUAAUUGGGGAAGGAUCACUGGAAAAUGAAUUAAAUAAAUAUUCAUUGGAAUGCUUGCAAAGUGCAGUCAGCGUUGCAAAUGAGGUUUAUUUGAACAGCAGCUCAGCUCAGUCUAGGGAGUGUGCAGUUUUGGCGGACUGUUACCUCAAACUUGCACAGUUUUGCUACGACGGACUUGAACAGGAACCCGUAGGAGAGACCUGCGACCGUGAGCGCCAAUUGAUCUCGUCCCUUUUGGCAGCGAUGGAGCACGGAUCACGACCUGCUCGGCAGCUGUUUCCUUGUUUGCUGCAGCUGCCGUACUUGCAGGACGGUUCACUGCAGCAAUCGUUCAGCGAAGCCAGUGCAUCGGUACCGGAGUGGAUGUUCCUGCCUUGGAUUCCACAGAUUCUCUCGCACGUUAAUUUUGCCGAGGAAUCUUUUCUCGGCGAACUUCUGCUGCGCAUUGCCACCAGCUACCCGAUGGCUCUGUACUAUUCGGCAAAAUUGGCAUACAGUAAUUUUUGUAAACAGAAACCUGACCGCUCUCCAAGUGGAUUCGCUCGCGAAUUGAUGCAACUGUUGAAUAUACCGAAAUUGGAUCGCUUCACCGAAGAGCUAUGCCAAAUCGUGGUUCCUAGUAUGAAAGUAUGGAAGAUUGCCAACGAUAUGCUUAUUAAACUGUCCAUGGCGACUGAUAUAUCGAGCACAGAAGAAUUUCGUGCCUUAGUUACGGAUAUGAUGCAAAAUAUAUUCCAUGAGGCCCCACAGAAUCUUGGCCGAGAGCACCAGAAGGUUCAGCCUCUCAAAGCGGAGUGGCUGAAGUUAUUGGAUUAUGAUUGCACAAAUCAGAAAAAUGAUAUUCGCAAGCAGCUGGAUAAUAUACGUAAGGAAGCUGAAAAAUUGGUCCCCAAACAUAGUUCACUGCAGUUGAGUAGGUUUUCUCCAUGGCUGGCCGAGUACCAUUUUAAUGAUAGAGAAGAAAUGCUGGAACUUCCGGGACAGUACAACGUGGAUCACAAGCCAAAUGUUGUGAAUCACGUGAGAAUCGUUAAGAUUUGUCACGAACUAGAGAUGUACAAGACGCUUCGAAAACCGAUACGAAUAAGAAUUAUGGGAAGCGAUGGGAAAGGGUAUGAUUUUCUUGUUAAAUACGGCGAAGAUUUGCGCCAGGAUCAGCGCAUUCAACAGCUGCUCGGUACGAUAUCUAAGCAGUUAUCCUGGGAUCAGCAUUGCAAGGAGCACCAACUGUCCGUUAGGACAUAUGAAGUUAUACCCAUUAGGGAUGAUUUUGGCAUUAUCGGUUGGAUACCGAACACUUCCUCGCUGAAGAGUGUUGCCGUACGAGCAAUGGUACGCUUCAAUCCGGGAGGAGAUGUGUCUAACGAAAUCAAUCGGGAUUAUGGGCAUUUUCUCACGCAAAUUUCUGGUGUUCCAAUGGAUCGUAUGGCGGUUGUUUACGGAAUGGUUGCUGCUGCAAGCACUCCGGAAAAGAUCAUGCUGAAAUUCAAUGAGCUUCGUUCAAAAAUCAAGGAAGAUACUUUGAAGCGUGCCCUAUUUGAGAUGGCCGUUUCUCCGGAAUCGUUCUAUAAUUUACGUGGCAACUUUGCGAAAAGUUUAAUGGCGAUGAAUAUCUCUUGCUGGAUUCUCGGAAUCGGUGAUAGACACACUUCGAAUUUACUGAUCGAUCGCAGUAACGGAAGGCUGGCUGGUGUGGAUUUCGGUAUUGCAUUCGGAGCCGGGACGCGAGACCAAGCGGUUCCGGAGAUGGUUCCCUUUCGAUUGACACCGCAGUUCGUUAACGUGAUGGAACCGAUGCGAACAUCCGGUUUGAUGCACAAAUGUCUAGUUUACAGUCUGGCUUGCUUGAGGAACUCGAAAAAACUGCUGAGAUCGGUACUGGAAGUGUUUGUACGAGAACCGACAUUGGACUGGUUAGAAGCCGCUCGGCGGCGUUUCAACCAGGAUGACGCAAAGAAUGUGCUCAGUUGGGAUCCACAAACACGCAUAAACAUUGCCAUAAGAAAACUGAACGGGGCCAAUCCGAAGGUAUUGAUAGCGGAAGAACUUCGAUUUGGACAGGUCGCAUUCAAUCGGGAUUAUUUGAAUGGCUACCUGAAGUUGCUGGAGCUGGAUAAGCUGCCCAUGGCGGAAAGUAAUUUAACGGUUGAACAGCAAGUCCAGGUUCUAAUACAAGCAGCCACGAGUAGAUCAGUAUUAGGAAUCGCUUACGGUGGGUGGUUUCCAUGGUUCUAGUUGAAGCAAAUUAUAACAUGUAGUGUUUUGUUGAAAAGUAAAGUCUUGUUAUUAUAAUUGCAUAUUUGCGAGUUUUUGUUUUACAAAACUUAAUAGUCAUUGUAAGCCCGUGUUACCGAGCAAAAAUUGGUGGUAAUUCAGCGACUGUUAAAUAGCCUGUAUGCCCAGCGAUACUAUUCGGAGCACUUGAAGUGAUAUAUUUUUUCAUUUCCUUCGGCGUUUUUGUUUCUUUGUCCG